GGAUGAGCUCUGCAGCGUCUUUUUCACUCACCGGAAAAGUGUCAUUCAUCAACUUCCGGUGUCACGGGGUACCUGUGAGACGGAGCAAAAAAGCGGGCAUACCGAAAUCGUUAUUGUUUUGAUAGCCUUUAAACAUUUAAAAGCGAAUACAUUUGACUUAUAUAGUCAAACAACUGCGCUUUGUGGACCAGCGACCCCGUUGAAUUUCCAUUUGGCUUGGAAAAGAGUCUCAUUCAUUCGUCUUCGUUGUAGCUAGCUAGCUAAGUAGCUAACGAGCUUCCACACUAGUGUCUGGAGCAGCAGGCCUCUUUCUUCUGGACUUUGCUACAAGCUAUUAGCUAACAUUAGCAGGCUAACCCAUGCGAACACGUUUUCCUUCUCAAUUACUCUGUCUGUUACGUUGUAAAUAAAUACCACACCGCUUAUGUGUGUGCUGGUUAACGGUUUUUGGUAGUUCUGUGAAUAGGCUGCUAGUUGAAGCAAACGUACCUGAGCUAACGUUAACAUCGGCGAGGAACUUGAUUUUAGCGUUGUUCACUUUGUUGCUAGCUUAAGCUAGCCACGGCCAACUAAACAACGCAGUCGCUGAAAGCGUAGCAGCCUUCAACUCACAGAGAUGUCGGACUUCGACGAAUUCGAAAGACAGCUAUCUGAAAACAAACAAGUUAAUAGGCACUCUAUUCCUGCAGCUGAAAGGGACAAAGAGAACCGCCACCACCGCCGGUCUUCCUCCCGCAGCCGUAGCAGAGAGAGGAAAAGGAGGAGCAGAGACAGGGAUAGACGCAGCAGAGACCGCCGUGGGGACAGUAAGGAGCGCAGACACAGACGCAGCUCACCAACCAGCUUCCCCCAGGACAAUGCUGGAAGCCGUUCUCCACACCGUGAGAAGAAGAAGAACAAGGUGAAGAAGUACUGGGAUGUCCCUCCUCCUGGUUUUGAACACAUCACUCCCAUGCAGUACAAAGCCAUGCAAGCUGCAGGCCAGAUCCCAGCCACAGCCCUCCUACCCACCAUGACUCCAGACGGCCUGGCUGUUACUCCCACCCCUGUACCGGUAGUUGGCAGCCAGAUGACCCGGCAGGCCCGCCGCCUCUAUGUGGGCAACAUCCCCUUUGGUAUCACAGAGGAGUCCAUGAUGGACUUCUUCAAUGCCCAGAUGCGUUUGGGUGGUCUUACUCAGGCCCCUGGAAACCCUGUCCUUGCAGUACAGAUUAACCAGGAUAAGAAUUUUGCCUUCCUUGAGUUCCGUUCAGUAGACGAAACAACACAGGCAAUGGCCUUUGAUGGCAUCAUCUUUCAAGGCCAGAGCCUCAAGAUUCGUCGUCCCCACGAUUACCAGCCCCUGCCCGGCAUGAGCGAGAACCCCAGUGUCUAUGUGCCUGGUACACAGCCAAUUAAUGGUGUGGUGUCCACAGUGGUGCCUGACUCUGCUCACAAGCUCUUCAUUGGCGGCUUGCCCAACUACCUGAACGAUGACCAGGUGAAGGAGCUCUUGACGUCAUUUGGCCCCCUGAAGGCCUUCAACCUGGUGAAGGACAGUGCUACAGGCUUAUCUAAAGGAUAUGCCUUUUGUGAAUAUGUUGAUGUCAACCUUAAUGACCAGGCGAUUGCUGGACUGAACGGCAUGCAGCUGGGAGACAAGAAGCUCCUGGUGCAGAGAGCCAGUGUGGGAUCCAAGAACGCCACUCUGACAAGUAUAAAUCAGACCCCAGUGACGCUGCAGGUGCCGGGUCUGAACAGCUCAGUGACUCAAAUGGGUGGCCUGCCCACUGAGGUUCUGUGUCUGAUGAACAUGGUGGCCCCAGAGGAGCUGCUGGAUGAUGAAGAAUAUGAGGAGAUUGUGGAGGACGUCAGGGACGAGUGCAGCAAGUACGGCCAAGUGAAGAGCAUCGAGAUACCUCGACCUGUGGACGGCCUUGAGGUGCCUGGGACCGGCAAGAUCUUUGUGGAGUUCAUGUCCGUUUUUGACUCCCAGAAGGCCAUGCAGGGGCUGACCGGAAGGAAGUUUGCCAACAGGGUGGUGGUGACCAAAUACUGCGAUCCAGAUGCGUAUCACCGCCGAGACUUCUGGUAGAGGAGGCGUGAAGAGAAGAGGGGGUGGGGGAAGGGAGGGAAAGAGGGAGGGAACAUGUAUUACGCGUUUCUAAAUCAGCCCCCCGAUUUCGCAAAGCAACAUUUCAGGUAGAUCCAAGCGUAUUAAUCAUUUGACAAAUGGCUUUGGCGGUAUCAAAUUCAUCAUUUGAGAUCUAUGUGAAAUGUCCAGCAGUUUAAACAGAUAUUUGGAAUUGGAAAAGGAGAAGAAUUGGGAGGGUUUAUAUUCAGUCCAUAACCGAGGGGGCUAGGUUUGGGUGGUGGGGUGGGGGAGUCAAAGAUUUUUGAGAAAUGUGUGUAAUAAUAGGUCCGGGGUGGGGUCAACAAUUUUUAUACUUUGUGAGACAGGGAUGUCAUUUUGGGUGGGAGGGGGGUCCCAUUCUUUAAGGUUUGUAUUUAAAUGGAGGUAGCCUGUUUUAAGUACAUUAGAAAGGAGUUGCAGUAGGGAACUAACUGGACUAUUCUGAUGGAGAAGAGGGAUGGAGAAAACGGGAGUGUUUAUUUGUGAGAGGGAGAUGUGGGGGAGAUGGAGAGGAAGAUGAGGGCAUUUUUGUUUGACCAUCUAAUCUAGAUAUACAGUAGCUGUAACAUCCACUUCCGUUUUGCCACCAUCAUUAGAAAGGUGAGAGGAGACUCCUCAUUUUUAUUUUUUUCAGCUUGGACUCAUUUCUUCAUGUUCCUUCAUUUUCAUCAGACUGCUACCCCCCUCAGGACGAUUGUUAGAGAAUAUGUUGUCUAAUUGGACUCUAUCUGAAUGUCAACUGUAAUUGUUUCAAUACUGUGUGUAGCUUCACUGAUUUAAGCUGGUAUAUCACCUUGUAUUCAGGCCACAGAAUAACAUGAGCUCCAGAAAAGAGAGUUUUCAAUUAUGCCAGUUUAAGUUUCUUUUUUUUCCUAUUUUCUGUAACUUUUUUUCACGUCCAUCUUUUGUGCACAGCUUUUAACAGGUGAGGUUGUUUCGUCUUAGCAGUUCAGUCCCGAUUUAAUUCAAGAGGAAGUAAAAGAAAAUAAGGUGGGCAGAGGCAAACAGAUUGGUGUUUAAUAGGGGAUUUAUCUCUUCCUUACCAAAAAGCCUUAAUGUUAUUACAUGUCAAUUCGCUAUAAUAAAUUUGGCUUGCCCCUCUAUUAAUGAUGUCUGUAUGUUAAUAGAUGUCACUAUCUUGUCCUUCAGCCUUGCAUCACUAGUUUUAAUUUUUCUUUGUUUCCCAUCAGAUUUGGGGUGUAAUAUGUGUUGGACCCGGUUGUUUUUUGUGCAACGUCUCACCUCUGACAAGACCAAAUAAACACGUGACUAAUA
Molecule: messenger RNA, 3388 nt
Organism: Perca flavescens (yellow perch)
Lineage: Eukaryota; Metazoa; Chordata; Actinopteri; Perciformes; Percidae
Gene: u2af2a
Product: U2 small nuclear RNA auxiliary factor 2a
Exons: 12
Coding region: 617-2074 (485 amino acids)
Biological process (GO): mRNA processing
Cellular component (GO): nucleus
Molecular function (GO): RNA binding
Source: RefSeq, a predicted model, not a curated record